AUUAUUGAUUAAAAUGUAACAUGUUUUAAUCCUAACAAUCAACCUCACCCUUUAAUCUAAUCUAGAUUAGAAAAGUUAAUUUUUUCCUUCAUUCCUUGUACAUGUAAAUUGUGAUUGUUUGAUUAACUUUUUUUUACAAUAAAAAGAUCAUAAUUUCCACCAAUUAUCAAAUUAUUAGCUCGAGAAGAGUCAAAGUAUCAGGAUGAAUUGUUACAUUGUUACGUGUUUAUUGUUUCUCUCAAUUGUUAACACAAUUGGCAAUGUUCAUGGUGGACUGUUCAAAUCUCGAGUUCGAACUCAACCUGAACAAAUUCAUUUGUCACUAGGAAGUAAUCCAAGUGAAAUGACGGUUACAUGGACAACUUUUGAUAGAACUGACCAGUCGAUUGUUGGUUAUGGAAAGAGAAAAAUUGAAGAAUCGGUUAGUGGAUAUUCGAGUAAAUUCACCGAUGGAGGGUUCGAAAGACGAUCAAUGUACAUUCACCGAGCUACGAUGACAAACUUAGAACCAGGAGAAACCUAUGUUUAUCGAGUUGGUAGUGAUCUUGGUUGGUCUCCAAUUUUCUGGUUCAAAGCGAUUAAAAAUGGUUCCGAUUGGAGUCCAAGGUUAGCGGUUUAUGGUGACCUGGGUAAUGAUAACUCUAAAUCUUUGCCUCGAUUACAAGAAGAUGCUCAAAGUGGACGAUUUGAUGCAAUUCAUCAUAACGGUGAUUUUGCUUACGACUUGCAUUCGGAUAAUGCUCGAAUCGGUGAUGAAUUCAUGAGACAAAUUGAACCAAUCGCUGCUUAUGUACCCUAUCAAACUUCAGUUGGGAAUCACGAACAAGCUUAUAACUUUUCAAAUUAUGUUAACCGUUUCUCAAUGGUGGACACUCAAAGUGGACAGAUAAACAAUCACUUCUACAGUUACAAUCUUGGUCCAGCUCACAUAAUCAGUUUCUCGACAGAAUUUUAUUUCUUCAUUCAAUAUGGAUUGGGUCAAAUGUUCACACAAUUCGAAUGGUUAGAAGCGGAUCUAAUUGAGGCCAAUAAGCCAGAAAACCGUGAACAAAGACCUUGGAUAAUUACUUUAGGCCACAGACCGAUGUAUUGUAAUACAGAUGGUUUAUUGUCAAUUUUAGAUGAUUGUAGACAGCGAGAAUCGGUGGUUCGUAAAGGUCUUCCUAUUUUCCAUCUUCUCGGACUUGAGGAUCUCUUUUACAAAUAUGGUGUCGAUUUAGAGAUUUGGGCUCACGAACAUCUUUACGAACGAUUAUGGCCAAUCUACGAUCAAAAGGUUUACAACGGAAGUACUUCCGAGCCUUAUACCAACCCAGGGGCACCCGUUCAUGUCACCACAGGAUCAGCGGGCUGUCCUGAAGGCAUCGAUCCAUUUGUUUCCCAUCCAGCUGAUUGGAGUGCCGUUCGAAUCUCUGAUUAUGGCUUCUCAGUGAUGACCAUUCACAAUAAGACUCAUCUAACAUAUCAACAAUUAUCUGCUGACAAGAAUCAUUCAAUUGUUGACCAAUUUACAAUAGUCAAGGAUAAACAUGGGCCUUACAGGCAUGUGAUCAACUAAAUUGUUAAUGAUUAUGUUUCAUGUGAAACUUAAUUUUACCUUUUAUUGGACAAUUAAAUUAGUUUAAUUAUCAA
This is a messenger RNA of Panonychus citri (citrus red mite), 1632 nucleotides long. Its product is annotated as acid phosphatase type 7-like. Bases 203 to 1558 code for a protein of 451 amino acids. Gene Ontology annotation, molecular function: acid phosphatase activity; protein binding; metal ion binding. The record is from RefSeq and is a predicted model, not a curated record. The transcript has 9 exons. NCBI's taxonomy places the organism in Eukaryota, Metazoa, Arthropoda, Arachnida, Trombidiformes, Tetranychidae.